Messenger RNA from Fusarium redolens, 1073 nucleotides. RefSeq names its product survival protein sure-like phosphatase/nucleotidase. Bases 111 to 1004 code for a protein of 297 amino acids. Lineage: Eukaryota; Fungi; Ascomycota; Sordariomycetes; Hypocreales; Nectriaceae. The record is from RefSeq and is a predicted model, not a curated record. Gene Ontology annotation, molecular function: nucleotidase activity. The transcript is spliced from 2 exons.
AAUCAGAUAUUGGGAUGGAUUAUGCGAAAGGGGAUAUAUAGUUUCGAAACUCCUUGUAUGAAACUCGCGUUGUUGUUGUUUCCCACCUUCUUUCGUUCAACUCAGUCAUCAUGAAGUCCUUCGUUUCUGUCGCUAUUCUGCCUCUUGCGGUUCAGGCCGUGAGAAUCGUUCAGUCUAAUGAUGACGGCUGGGCAGAGUCUUAUAUCCGCACUUUCAAUGACGCUUUGAACAGCGCGGGUUACGAUGUUGUUCUCUCGGCUCCUGCAGAGAACAAGUCUGGCAGCAGCUCUAGGGAUGAGAAGCCCAAGGACCGCACCACAGCUUGUCAGUACGACAGCUGUCCCGCCAACAGCGGCCCUGUUGGUCAUGAUCCCAAGCGUCCUGAUCUUAACUGGGUCAACUCGUUCCCUGUCACUUCAAUGAAGUACGGUAUCGACACUUUUGGUCCUAGCUUGUGGGAUGGCGCUGCUCCUGAGCUUGCUGUCGCUGGUCCCAAUGUCGGAACAAACCUCUGGCUUCAAGUUCCUUUCUCUGGCACCGUAGGCGCAGCUUGCUAUGCCGCUCACGAUGUUGGCAUCCCAGCCAUUGCUUUCUCUGGAGCUUCAACCGGAAAUACAGCCUUCAACACCAGCCCCGUCCCCAAGCGUAGUCUAGUCUACGCUGAACUCGCGACCACUCUUGUAAAGAAGAUCGUCGACUCUGGAAAGCCUUACCUGCCUAAGGACGUCUAUCUCAACGUCAAUUUUGGCAAGGUUGAGGGUAAAUGCACUGAUGCGUCCAAAUUCCAGUGGGUGUUGACUCGCAUCAACACUGGUCUUCUGUCUGAGCGUGAUACUGAGUGGUGUGGUGAGGAUCGUCUCCCUACUGAGACUGAGAUUGCUCUUAAGGAUGGAUGUUAUGCUUCUAUUAGUGUUGGUGAUGCUGCUGAUAAGACGACUGCUGAUGCUACGCGACAGAAGGUUGUGUUGGGCAAGUUGAAGGACAUUCUUGUCUGUGUUGAUUAGAUAGCGAGUUAUCUGGGUAGAUUUGUAUGUAUAUAGACUAUAUUAGCAGAAUAAACUCAAUAUCUCAAA